AACAAGAACUGAAAAAAUAAUAAUUAUAGUUCUCGUUUCCGUGUCAGAGAAAAUUCUAGGGCUUGUUGUGUGAGCUUGCAAUCGAUUUUCAAUGGACGACAUGGCAGCCUACUACGGACAAAUCCAACCGCCCAAUCUUCUUACUUAUCACUAUUAUCCACCGCCGCCUCCUCAGCCACCGCCACCCGGCGCUUCAUUCCCGCCGGCGCCCCACCUUCAUCCGCAGUACCAUCCACAACAACACGUAUUCAAUUAUUAUGGUUCUCCGCCUCUAUCUUCAUCAAACGAAGUUCGCACACUCUUCAUCGCUGGUCUUCCCGAAGAUGUAAAGCCACGCGAAAUCUAUAAUCUUUUUCGAGAAUUUCCUGGUUACGAGUCAUCGCAUCUUAGGAGUCCUAACAAUUCUUCGCAGGCAUUUGCUUUUGCUGUGUUUGUGAAUCAGCAAUCUGCAAUCAUGGCAAUGCAUGCUCUUAAUGGGAUGGUCUUUGAUCUUGAAAAGGGGUCUACGCUUUAUAUUGAUCUGGCUAAAUCCAACUCUAGAGCUAAACGUGCAAGGAUAGAUGAUGAGAGAGCUAGCUCAGAUAAGAAAGCUCGAGGAUCAGCGCCAUCUUGGGCAACUCCUGAGUCUGCAGGUGUUAGCAGCGUUCACAUGCCUGGAAUGGGUAAUCCUGCAUUCAACACGAACACGAUUGGUUAUCCACCUGCACAAAGUCAUGGAAAUGCUGACGGGAAUGCUGUGAACGACAACCUAUUUCCAAACCUGAAAAAGUGUUCAACUCCAUACAUUCCACAAAAUACAACCCCAUGCGCUACUUUAUUUGUAGCUAACCUGGGGCCGUCUUGCAAUGAACAAGAGCUAAUCCAAGUAUUUUCCAGAUUCCCUGGAUUUUUGAAGCUGAAGAUGCAGAGCACAUAUGGGGCUCCUGUUGCAUUUGUUGAUUUCCAGGAUGUUGCUAGCUCAACUGGCGCCCUAAACAGUCUGCAAGGCACCCUUCUUCAUUCCUCACCUGUCGACGAGGGAAUGCGUUUAGAAUAUGCUAAAUCGCGGAUGGGUAUGCGGAAGAAGCCGAAGUAAGUUAUGUGCCGGAAAAUAUAAAAUAAAAAAACAAAAGGAAAGGUAAACAGUGAAGAAAUCAAUAGUAAAUUUCCUGAUAGAUACACACUUGCUUUUGGGCUGCGUUAUGAAUUUUUAGUUGCUGGGGCAAUGGAAUGGAAGCUGAGUGAAUUUGACCAAAAAAAUUUAGCUUAUGUGACAGUAUUUAUUUGAGAGUUAUACUCUUGUAUUUAUCAUAGUAUUUGAGAGUUCCACAUUGAUGAAGUUCUCUAGUAUUCCACCCCCUGUAAAUUUCAUAUAAAAGCCAGUACUUUUCAACUUUUGGUGGAUUCGUCAAGAUUAAGUUUUGUUUCGAGUAAGUUAUGAUAAAUUUGAUAGGCAAUAGUCAAUAGACAUUUAUUUGACAUUUUGAUUUUUGAUUCAUGGUUGUAAUGUGCUUGUUCAAUAAUUAUUUGGUUAAAAUACAAUUUUAGUCGUUUA
Molecule: messenger RNA, 1534 nt
Organism: Cicer arietinum (chickpea)
Lineage: Eukaryota; Viridiplantae; Streptophyta; Magnoliopsida; Fabales; Fabaceae
Molecular function (GO): RNA binding
Source: RefSeq, a predicted model, not a curated record